Prunus dulcis (almond) is the source of this 1481-nucleotide messenger RNA. Its product is annotated as putative L-ascorbate peroxidase 6. The record is from RefSeq and is a predicted model, not a curated record. Gene Ontology annotation, molecular function: heme binding; peroxidase activity. Bases 94 to 1053 code for a protein of 319 amino acids. NCBI's taxonomy places the organism in Eukaryota, Viridiplantae, Streptophyta, Magnoliopsida, Rosales, Rosaceae. The transcript is spliced from 10 exons. Gene Ontology annotation, biological process: hydrogen peroxide catabolic process; response to reactive oxygen species; cellular response to oxidative stress.
CUGCAGGGGAUGAGGCCCCUUUCCAACAUAAAAAUCUCUCUUCUUCAAAAGCGCACAAACCCAUUUCUUAACUACCUCCACCGUCCGUUAUAGAUGGCAUCAACUACCUGCACCGUCUCCCUUAUCUCCUCCACUAAAUCUUCCUCCACAUUCCCAUUAAAAUUCAAUUUUCCCGCCAAAUCCCCCUCAACGGUCAAUUUUCGCGCCAACCCUCUCACCGCCGCCAACGCCGCUUCUUCAGGAAAAGAUCUCAUCUUGGGAAGAAGAGGACUGGUAUUUACACUUACAGCCACACUGCCAUUGCUUCUUCCCUUCUCUGAAUGCAUAGAGGCCUUUGCUGCGAAGGCGGUAGAGUCGGACAUAAGUGAAUAUGAGCUUGUGAAGGAGGAGAUUAGGAAGGUGGUGACCAAGGGUAAGGCUGCUGGUGUGCUUCGUUUGGUGUUUCAUGAUGCAGGGACCUUUCAAGUUGAUGAGAAUUCAGGUGGUAUGAAUGGUUCUGUCAUUUACGAACUUGAUAGACCAGAAAAUAAAGGUCUUCAAAGUCCUUUCAAGAUUCUAGAGAAAGCAAAGAGUGAGGUGGAUACAGUACAACCAGUGUCUUGGGCAGACAUGAUUUCUGUGGCUGGAGCUGAAGCAGUUUCAAUAUGUGGAGGUCCAACAAUCCAAGUUUCGUUGGGCAGAUUAGAUUCAAAGGAGCCUGAUCCUGAAGGAAAACUUCCUGCAGAAUCUCUGGAUGCCUUUGCUCUGAGGCAAAGCUUUCAAACAAAAGGCUUUUCAACUCAAGAACUUGUUGCUCUGUCAGGAGCUCAUACCAUUGGAAAUAAAGGUUUCGGAAGUCCAACAGUUUUUGACAAUACAUACUUCAAAAUUCUGCUUGAGAAACCAUCUUCGGGUAGUAUGAUUGGGCUUCCUUCAGAUCGUGCGCUUGCCAAGGAUGAUGAAUGCUUAAGAUGGAUCACAAAGUAUGCUGAGGACCAGGACGUUUUCUUUGAAGAUUUCAAGAAGGCUUAUGUCAAACUAGUGAAUUCAGGAGCCAGGUGGAAGAGCUUGUGAAAUAAUUGCAGGAGCAACAUAAUGCCUAUCAUGCAGAAAUGGAACACGGUACAGAUCAAGAAGUGAUGAAUAUUGGGCAAUCAGAUCCUCAUAUAUACUGUUCAAAGUGACCCAUCAAAUGAUUAAAUGAUUAGCUGCCAGCAUUAAUCAAAUGAUUAGCUGCCAGCAUUAAUCAAAUGAUUAGCUGACAGGUAAGGAAGGUGACCCCAGGCAAGACUUUAUAUUGCAUAAUUAACAUGUCAUCAAAUAAUUCAGGUACGACCUUGAUGUACAAUCAGUAAAAUGUUUACUUGGUUUAGGCUCUUGAGGCACAAAAAGAAAGAAUUUUUGGACCAGAAGUGUAGCUGUAUGAUGUGAGAAAGUCUAGGUUAUAGAGCAAUCAUAAAUUUCUAGCUUCAUAAUUUAAUCAUAAGAAAGUGAUCCAUCAA